This is a messenger RNA of Rhineura floridana, 907 nucleotides long. RefSeq names its product glutathione S-transferase Mu 1-like. The record is from RefSeq and is a predicted model, not a curated record. Gene Ontology annotation, molecular function: glutathione transferase activity. The transcript has 8 exons. The coding region runs from base 82 to 744 and encodes 220 amino acids. Lineage: Eukaryota; Metazoa; Chordata; Lepidosauria; Squamata; Rhineuridae. Gene Ontology annotation, biological process: glutathione metabolic process.
CCCUCCCUCGAAGCUGCCGCGGUUGCUGUUGCUUGGGGGUGAGACUGCAGGGAAGGGAGAUCGAAGAGAACGGCGGGCAGCAUGACGAUGAUUUUCGGCUACUGGGAUAUUAGAGGGCUUGCCCAUAGCAUCCGCUUGCUACUAGAAUACACAGAGACCCCUUAUGAAGAUAAGUUUUACAGCUGUGGGGAAGCUCCUGACUAUGAUAAGAGUCAAUGGAUCAAUGAAAAGGAGAAGCUGGGACUGGAUUUCCCUAAUCUUCCUUACCUAAUUGAUGGGAAGACCAAGCUUACACAGAGUAAUGCCAUUCUUCGAUACAUUGCACGCAAGCACAAACUCUGUGGAGAAACUGAGGAGGAGAUUAUCAGAGUCGACAUGCUGGAGAAUCAGGUGAUGGAUUUCCGCAUGAGCCUUGUGAUGGUCUGCUACAAUCCUGAUUUUGAGAAACUAAAACCUGGGUACUUGGAGCAACUGCCUGGAAAGCUGAAACUGUUCUCCAAGUUCCUGGGGGACAGAAAGUGGUUUGCUGGGGACAAGAUCACCUUUGUUGACUUCCUUAUGUAUGAUGUUCUCAACCAAAACAGCAUGUUUGAACCCAAGUGCCUUGAUCAGUUCAAGAACCUUCAGAAUUUUCUCACCCGUUUUGAGUCGCUGGGAAAGAUUGCUGCCUACAUGAGCUCUAGCCGCUUUAUGAAGACUCCUGUUAAUAACAAGAUGGCCAAAUGGGGUAACAAGAAAGAGUAGAGGAAGAAGAAAAAGAUUCUUGUUGCUGUCUGAUGACAAGACUUAUUUUUUACCUUGACUGGAGUUGAUUUAAUAGACUAAAGGUAGCUUUCUGUAGAAUGGUUGUUGGAAGCUUUUUUGUAUUUUGAAAGCUGUAGUAUCUAAUAAAAGAAUUCUGGAAUUA